CCACAAUAAACCCUGAGGCGAGCGGAGCGUGUGGAGCAGCCUCGUAGCGAGGUCCAGGGCGGGAAGCGCUCUUGCGGGGCUGGCUCGUGUUCCUGGUUGCUCUUGCAGCGGAUUUAGCCCGGGCUGGAGCUGGGACGCUUUGAUCUCCCUAGUCGGACUGGGUGCCCUUCUCAGAGGUGACUUGGUCCUCGCAGACGUCAGUGUAGAGUAGGAUUUUGCUAUAGAAGAAGUAGCCCUCAGGGACCCAUUGAAGUUACCUAUAUAGAGCACACCGCCACAAGAAGCAACCAUGCCUGUGGAAGGAGGGAAAACAGAUAUGGAGAGGAUUGGGCUCUUCAGUGAGAUGGAAUAUGUCACUGUUGGUGAUAAAUAUGUGUCACAAUUUAAUCGACCCUUUAAUGAAGCUGCAAGCAAAAAUAGACAGAUGCUACCUGGGGGAUCCAAAGAAAUGUCACAUCUCCAGGCAGGUUAUUUUGAUCCCCAUUUUGUAAGGAUUUUUGAAGGUGAAGGCUACGUAAACCUGAAUCAAGUGAGGAGACGGCAUAUGAUGGAAGAAGCCAAAAAAAAUCUAGGCAAAGCGUUCCUCCCUAGUAAUGGAGAUAAGAAGCUGUGUGGAUUAGGAAGUUACUAUGGAACAAUAGGUAGACCAGUCCCAUUUUUCAGUGCACAAUCAAAACCCAAAGAAAAAUAUGAGCCACCUGGAAAGAAUUUGUACACAAACCCAGGAAAGAAAGGAACUGGAUAUGGCUAUGCAAACGUUACCAUAGGUAAGCAGUUUUCACACUCUGCUGAUUUCUAUGAUGCAGCAAAACUAAAUGACAAGAAAGAGAAUGAAGAACACCAUCGUUUACUUAAAGGGACACCUUUCAAAUUAAAUCUUUACCCAAGGGAAUAUUUUGAUACCAAUCCUUAUUUGUUUGAGAAACCUUUACCACCAAUUAAAAAAGCGGAGAAGAAAGAAGCACUUGCAAACCCUUUUAAGCCCUCUUCUCCUGGUAAAAAGCAGUAUUAGAAAAAUAUGCAUUCCUGAUUUCUUUUACUGAAAUGUAUUUUGAUGUAAAGAGCAAGGUAAGGAUCCAGCUUUUAUCUUUUUCAAAAUUCAGUUUUAAGGGCAGAAGGAAGCGUUGUGGGGAGGACACGUUCUGUGCCUUGACUGUCGUUGUGAUUUUAAGCGUGUAUACAUCUGUCAAAGCUCAUAGAAUUGUAAACUUAAAAUGGGUGCAGUUUAUUAUACUUAAAUUAGAUUUACGUAAAACUGAUUGUGAAAAAAUUCAGUUGUUCCUGAUCUCACCAAUAGGAUAAUUAGCACCCCUGCUUUGAAAUGCCACCCUUAUCAAAUCAAAAUUCCCAUUUUUUAGUUUUUUUUUUCCUGAAUUUUCAUGCAAUUUGAUUGAUGUUUAUUUCUACCAGUACCAAACUACUUUUAAUUAUUUUUGCAUUUUAAUAUUGGGUGGGUCUAGUCUCUUCUUACUCUUUAAAAAAGUUAUAUGGCUGUUUUCCAAUAUUUAUUAUUUAGAACUUUGGAAUUAUUUUGUAAA
Balaenoptera acutorostrata (minke whale) is the source of this 1538-nucleotide messenger RNA. RefSeq names its product cilia and flagella associated protein 96 (gene CFAP96). Gene Ontology annotation, cellular component: centrosome. Bases 290 to 1012 code for a protein of 240 amino acids. The transcript has 7 exons. Lineage: Eukaryota; Metazoa; Chordata; Mammalia; Artiodactyla; Balaenopteridae. The record is from RefSeq and is a predicted model, not a curated record.